This is a messenger RNA of Paramecium tetraurelia, 273 nucleotides long. RefSeq lists its product as uncharacterized. Lineage: Eukaryota; Ciliophora; Oligohymenophorea; Peniculida; Parameciidae. The record is from RefSeq and is a predicted model, not a curated record. The transcript is spliced from 2 exons.
AUGAAUAUUGUAAAGACCAUUAGAUAAGCAUUCUAAUUCUCAAGAGUCAGAUACUUUGUCUAACAGAAGGACCCAAGAAUUAAUGCCGAUUAUCUUGACUCUAAAGAAACCAAAAUACCCAAUGUUUUUACAAACCCAGAAAAUAUUAAUGAAGAUGCAGAAUAUAGCAAAGUUACACUCUAAGGGAAAGAAGUCAAAUCUUAAGAAAAAUUAAGAAUCAAAGCAAAACUUAAAAAUUGUAAAGAAAUUAAUGGAGUAAUUGCAUAUAUUUGA